Danio aesculapii is the source of this 4476-nucleotide messenger RNA. It is a transcript of the gene dsc2l, whose product is annotated as desmocollin 2 like. The transcript has 16 exons. Gene Ontology annotation, biological process: cell morphogenesis; homophilic cell-cell adhesion; regulation of axonogenesis. NCBI's taxonomy places the organism in Eukaryota, Metazoa, Chordata, Actinopteri, Cypriniformes, Danionidae. The record is from RefSeq and is a predicted model, not a curated record. Gene Ontology annotation, molecular function: cadherin binding; calcium ion binding. Gene Ontology annotation, cellular component: cytoplasm; neuron projection; adherens junction. Bases 103 to 2919 code for a protein of 938 amino acids.
UUAGUUUAACCUGUUUUCUGUACUCGACUCCAAUUCAGCCCUAUUGAUAUAUAAAGUCAGAGGCUGAGGCUCGGCCACGCCCGUACUGUAGACUUCAAUGGCAUGAGAACUCCACCGCGCCCAGAAGGACUUUAUCCGAGCCCGACUGUCAGAUACACUCAGUUUAUGGUGGAGACCGGACAAAUCCAACUACUGCAGAUCACAUACCCACGCACACACACACGCACACACACUCGCUUCAGGAUGUAUGAACGUGCGCUCUUCGCCGCCUGUCUGCUUACUUUGAUGUUGUUUCAGAGGGCUGAGUCUUGUGAGCCGAGGCCUGUGCUUGUGCAGGUUCCCAAUACGGUGCCCGCAGGUUAUUUCAUCACUCAAGUGACUCUAAGUGGCUGUACGGCCAUACCUGUGUCCUUCACUUCCAGCGACCCUGACUUCGCUGUAAACAUAGAUGGAAGCAUCGUCACACUUCGCUCUUUGGUGAUCACAACAAAGAGGUUCUCUGUUCUGGUACAGGACAACAGCGGCCUUGACUGGAGGGUGGAGAUUAUCUUGUCCUGUAAAAAUGAGGAGUCUCAGAAGUCGGGCAGUGUGGCUCAGAGGCGUGCUAAGAGAAGAUGGAGACCGUUGCCUUUCAGCGUUGUUGAGAAUGCCAGUCCUCCUUUUCCAAAGGAUGUCGAGAUGAUUGCGUCAGAUUCAUCGGUAAAUUACACCGUUCAUUAUGUGAUCAGUGGACAAGGUGUCACUGAAGAACCUGUAGGCCUGUUCAAGCUGGACCAGAAGACUGGGAUGGUGAGAGUCACCGGUCCCGUCGAUCGUGAAAAGAACCCAGUGUUCAAUUUUAUAGCUCGUGUGUUUGACCAAAACAACAGAGAGUCUGAUCAAUUCCUGCCCAUCACUGUGAUGGUGGAGGAUGUGAAUGACAAUGCCCCUGAAUUUACAGGAAAUCGUUUUUUUACUGUGGAAGAACGGUGCAGGGCAGGUACUUAUGUAGGACAAGUAAACGCCACAGAUAGAGACCAACCGAAAACCCCUCAUUCCUUGAUCAAAUAUAUUCUUCUGAACUCCACCGACAUGUUCUCCAUUGAUCAGUCGACAGGAAAAAUAACGGCUAAAUCCAACACCCUAGACAGAGAGGCUCAGGACAAAGUCUAUGUUGGCGUAGAGAUCAGAGAUAUGGGCGGCGCUUCUGAUGGGCUCUUCAAUAGAGGAACUGCUGUGAUCAGUCUUACGGAUGUCAAUGAUAACCCUCCCACCUUUAAAGAGAAGUUGUACAAGGGCACAGUCAAGGAGAACCUAGCAAAUGUGCUAGUUACCAGAAUCCCAGUGGAGGAUAAGGACUUGGUGAACACUCCCAACUGGAAGGCGGUGUAUGAGGUCACUAAAGGGAACGAAAAUGGAAACUUCAGGAUGGAGACAGACCCCAAAACCAACGAGGGGCUUCUGUAUGUCAUAAAGGGAUUGGAUUAUGAGAAAACCCCAGUGAUGAAUCUGGAAGUAACUGCCCGUAAUGAGGCUCCUCUGGUUGGGACGGAUGCCAAAUGGCAGUCGGUGCAAUUCCAGCUCAAUGUGGAAGAUGUAGAUGAAGGACCAGAGUUCAACCCUAACAUUAUGUAUCUCAAAGUCAAAGAGAACCUUCCCAAUGGGACCGUCAUUGGAACCUAUAAAGCUCUGGAUCCAGAGACCAAGAACAGCAAUGGAAUAAAGUACUAUAAGCUGACUGACCCAGGCAAUUGGAUCACAGUGGUGGAGAGCACUGGAGAACUGAAAGUAGCCAAUACUAUAGACAGAGAAUCAUCUUUGGUUCAUAACGACACCUACAACAUCACCAUUAAAGCAGUGGAUGAGAGCAAGAAGACUGGAAAUGGGAUGGUGGUACUCCAGAUUGAAGAUGUGAACGACAACAUACCUUUGAUCCAGAGACCUGAACUGAACAUGUGUAAUAGGGGCGAUGCGGUGAGCUCAGUUCUGAUUGAAGCUGUGGACCAGGACAAGCCACCGUACUCCACUCCCUUCAUUUUUGAACUCGGAGCAGAGCAAGAAGGGAAGUGGAAACUGAAGGAUAUUACAGAUUCGUCAGCGGUGCUUCAGCAGGUGGAGCCGAUGCCCAACGGCAUGUACACUGUCCCCAUCACGGUGAAGGAUCUGCAGGGAACUGGGAAGGAGCAGAUAGUGAAUGUGCGAGUGUGCUCCUGUCAGAGGGAGGACAGUGGCGUGGGGAUAUGCGGAACUCGCAGUGCUUCGGUCUCUUUGGGCAAUUAUGGCAUCCUUGCUUUAGUUCUCUCUGGCCUGCUGCUGCUGCUGUUAUGUCUGUUCCUCAUCUUCUUCUGCAGUACCAAGAGAGACAAGCUGCACAUCACUGAUGACACAGGAACGGGAGGAAUGCUCCUCAAAUCCAACACAGAGGCUCCUGGGGAAGAAGUGAAAGAUGGAACGCUAAUGUUGAUCCCUACAGCAGACGUAGUCGACGGUUCUUUUCAGAGCGCUGUUAUGGAGAGCAAGAACGUGAAUACAGCUUCUGGACGAUAUGGACAGCAGUUUUUCCAGGAUGGUGGAGUUUACAACACCACCACUCAAGAGUUUGGAACAGAUCAGUACUACACGUCCGGACGCUACGAUAACAAGAUAUAUGGCAACGGCACUCUCCAGAAGUUCUCAAAUACUGGCACCCUUGACACGUGGAGAACCAAUGGGUGCUACUUGGACAAAAAACUGGCUUAUUUCGGAGAGCAGGAGGACGGGCGGUAUGCAGACGACCUGCUGAAGAACUAUGGAAACGAAGGGGUCGGAUCGUCUGCAGGAUCAGUGGGAUGUUGUAGCAUCUUGGGUGAACAGGAAUCCAUGGACUUUUUGAACACUCUCGGCCCCAAAUUUAGACCACUGGCUGACAUCUGCUACACCACAAACAAAACCGGAAAGUAAAACAAGACUGACUGAGAUGAGAGAGUACUCUAUGAUGUUUGCCCGGUCAAAGCACAUUGCAAAAAAGAAUGCAUUCCUAAUCAGUGUUUUUGUUUUGUUCUCCUGUAAAAAAAAAACUCCUUAAAUAUAUAUAUAUUUUUAAACACAUGAAUUUACUUAAGAAGCGGAAAGAGAGUUUUCUCAAUAUUGUUAUGUAAACUACAGAUUACAUUUCUUCCAAGUUUUAAAAUAAAUAUUUUGUCAUUUAGAGCAUCCAAAAGCAAACAAAGAUGCUGUUUUCUUACAUUUAAAUUAGUUUUAAUUAAUUUUUAACAUCAUUACACUAAAAGAAUGAAGUAUUUGAUAGUAUAAUCCUGAUUUUAGAACACAUUUGUUAUUCUAAUUAUCAUUUAUAUAAAAAUAUAAAUAAAUAAAUAAAUUAAAGCUCUAACUGAAAACAUAUUUAAUUUAAAAUAUGGAUUAAAUGUUAUAAAACCGUUAUAAAAGAUAACAUUUACCUUAAACCUGAUCAAUCCAGUAAAUCCAAAGAAGCCGAGAAUUAUCAAGUGGUCUGUUAAUAAUUUUCAUAUAGCUGUAAAUAUAAAUAUCAUUAGAUGAUUCUAAAAUGAUUCUACAAACUGAACUACACUGUUCCAAUUUACUAUGACCUUUUAUGUGAAGCUGUUUUGACACAAUCUACAUUGUAAAGCGCUAUACAAAUAAAGGUGAAUUGAAUUGAAUAAAAUCGCAUACAAAUAAAUGCUAAAAAAAACCGAUCUAUUAAAAAUAUCUCCGUUUUGUUUCUCCAAGUUUUGAGGAUGUUUAAACAAGACAAGAAUAUCGAUUUUAAAUAUUCCUUUUGCAGUUCAUGUCUUUCCUGCUGGAUUAGGUGUGCCUGUGUGUGUUAACUUUUGUAAGUGAAGUUUUUUUUGAGUGUGUGAAUGAUGCAAAUAAGCUCUUCUAUGAUUGUUUGCUCUGCUUUUCAAAACUUUUUUUCUCACAGAGCUGAGGAAAACAGUUGAAGCGUUAGAAUAAAGAAGAGACAUUUUUCUCUCCCUAAUCAUCUGCAAUUGCGUUUUCAGCCGCGUGAAGUAUUAACCGAGUCUGCAUUUACAAGACCAUCAUGAAGUUUGCUCGUAAUUAUUUUCCUGGGCUCUUCAGCUGCAAAAGCACUGACAUCAACUUUGGACACUGAACUCUGUUUGGACACUGUUUGGCCAUGAUGUAUUACUGGAGUUUUGUUUUUGUGUGUUAUUUUCAUACAACCUUCAGCAGUAGUAGUUUAGGGAUUCAAUUUUUUUUUUUUUAUUUCAAUGAACAGACACCAAAUAUUUUAUAUGCAAGUCACUUUAUAACUUUAAAUGAAGAUGGUGGUGAACGGUGAAAUAGGUAAAUUGGGAAUAAACUACAUUUAGUACUUUUUUAGCUCUAAAAAUUCACGUUUGUUCUGGCAGCACAUUGUAUUGUUUUGUAUUUGUGGUAAAUAUCAUCAGAUAUUUAGAGGGUUGUUUUGAUGUUAGACUUGUUAAAGGGAUGAUCUUUGUAAAUAUUUGAAUAAAGUUGAUUGCACACCUUGUA